Drosophila ananassae is the source of this 4607-nucleotide messenger RNA. RefSeq names its product protein Smaug (gene smg). The record is from RefSeq and is a predicted model, not a curated record. The transcript has 4 exons. Gene Ontology annotation, molecular function: translation repressor activity; protein binding; mRNA binding. Gene Ontology annotation, biological process: regulation of DNA-templated transcription; negative regulation of translation; regulation of mRNA stability. The coding region runs from base 550 to 3507 and encodes 985 amino acids. Gene Ontology annotation, cellular component: P-body. NCBI's taxonomy places the organism in Eukaryota, Metazoa, Arthropoda, Insecta, Diptera, Drosophilidae.
CCAAUAGCUGGGACGCGCUCUGGGAACUAGCCAAGCCGUAUUUGGUAACACUGCAAACGCGUUUCGCGUGAAUUAAUAAUUUAAACUUAUUUUCUGAAAAUAUGGAAUAGCUGGGGAAAGUAAAAAAUAUGUCCAUCAGCAGAGACGAAGUCGCGCGCUUGUGAAAAACACGUUGGCCCAUCGCGACGGUAAUGUGUGGCUGAAAAGGGGAUGUAAUUAUGAUUUAGCAAAAACAACAAGCCCCAAAGUGCUAAUAAAAAUACCAACACACACACACACACACAUACGGGCAAGCAAAAGCCAAUGUGAAAAUUGUAAAUUAAUAAAUGCGCGGCGGUCUGAUAGCAUAUCGAAUUAGCAAAAUAUGCUCGAAUUUCGUGCCAGGGAGCGAUCAAAACUGUGUGUGAAUUGCAACAGAAAAUAAUUUCAAGGUUUGCAGCAGGCGAACAGAAGGCGAAAAGGAAACGCAACCAAAUAAACACAAAGAAGCCGUAACAGUUAAAAAAUAGCAUAAUCUACACUAGAAACAAUCAGAAAACUAACAACGAGAUGAAGUACCCAACUGGAACUACUGAGAAUCCGAUGUCUGCCGGCAUCCCUAACAGUGCAUCCAUAGAGAUGCAGCCAACCACCUCCAGCUCCACAACCACAUCGACGCCCAAGCCGGAGCGUACAGCCACCACAUCAUCCCCCCCAGCCACCACGACGACGGAUAAUAAUCCUAAUCCCAAUGCCAGCCAGGCGUCAAAUGCACUGUUCUGCGAGCAGGUGACCACAGUUACCAAUCUCUUCGAGAAAUGGAACGACUGCGAGCGAACAGUUGUGAUGUACGCCCUGCUGAAGCGGCUGCGCUAUCCGAGCUUAAAGUUCCUCCAGUAUUCGAUCGACAGCACCCUGACCCAGAACCUGGGCACCUCGCAGACGAACCUGAGCAGCGUCGUCAUCGACAUCAAUGCCAACAAUCCGGUGUACCUGCAGAAUCUGCUCAACGCGUACAAGACCUUCCAGCCGUGCGACCUGCUCGACGCCAUGUCCUCCUCCUCCUCCGACAAGGACUCGAUGCCUUGCUAUGGCAGCGACUUCCAGAUCACCACCUCGGCCCAGUGCGACGAGCGGAAGCUGUUCGCCCGCAAGGAGGACAUCCUGAACGAGGUGCUGAACAUGCUGCCGCUGCUGAAGCCCGGAAACGAGGAGGCGAAGGUCAUCUACCUGACCCUGAUACCGGUGGCCGUCAAGGACACCAUGCAGCAGAUUGUGCCCACAGAGCUGGUGCAGCAGAUCUUCUCCUAUCUGCUCAUACAUCCGGCGAUCUCCAGCGAGGACAGGCGGUCGCUGAACAUCUGGCUGCGCCACCUGGAGGAUCACAUCCAAGCGGCGGCGGCGGGCCUGACCAAUCGCAGCUACUUCCUGCAGCCCUCGCCGCAACUGGUGGUCGGCGGCAGCUCCACCGGCAGUGGCAGUUGCUCCUCCUCCUCGGCGACCAGCUCCUCGACGGCCUCGUGCUCGUCGGUGACCUCCGGCAGCCGUUCCUCGCGCACCAACGACUGGCAGACCAUUGCGCCGCCCAGCAAACACCUGCAGCACAAGCUGUCGGAUUGGAGGGGCUCCGGUUCCAGCGGAUCCAUCAAUCCACUCUGUGAUAAUCUAAAUGGUAUUACCCGGAACGAAUUAGCUUCUAGUCAGACCCAGAACAGCCUCGGCCUCACCCUGGACAGCACCUCCUCUUUGGUGAACGGCGUGGUGGCUGGCGCGGCGGCGGGCUCCAUGCUGGGCAUCGCUGGCGGCGGCCACAGCGGCGACGACCACGACACGUCAUUCAGCAAGAAUGGCACGGAAAUACUCGACUUCGAUCCCACGACGGCCGACGUUGGCGAGGCCUGCAGCCUGGCCAGCAGCAGCAAUCUCUGCGGAGCUCCCGACACCAAUCCUCAGCAGCAACUGCUCCAACCGCCGCCCUACGCAUCCAUUCUGAUGGGCGACCAGUUCGGGGACAUCAACAGGUGGAGCCUGGACAGCAAGAUUGCCGCUCUGAAGACGCGCCGCUCCAACAGCCUCACCACCCAAACGAUCUCCAGCUGCUCCAGUUCGUCCAACUCCUCGGUGAUCACGGUGAACGACAACUGUUCCAAUUCCACGGAGAACCUGGCCCAGUUCGCCAACAAGCCGAGGAGCUUCUCCCUUUCCAUCGAGCACCAGCGCGGCGUUCUGGCCAACAGCGGAUCGGACACCCGCUUGGACGAGUUCAAGCCGAACUACAUCCGCUUUCACACCCGGAACGUGGGCAUGUCGGGCAUCGGCCUCUGGCUGAAGUCGCUGCGCCUCCACAAGUACAUCGAGCUGUUCAAGAACAUGACCUACGAGGAGAUGCUCCUGAUCACCGAGGACUUCCUGCAGAGCGUUGGUGUCACGAAGGGCGCCUCCCACAAGCUGGCUCUGUGCAUCGAAAAGCUGAAGGAGCGUGCCAACAUCCUCAAGCGCGUCGAACAGGAUCUGGUCACCGGCCAGAUGAAGCUCAGCACCGCCGUCGAGGAGCUAACGAACAUAGUGCUGACGCCGAUGAAGCCGCUGGAUGCGUUGGGGCCGCCGGAGGAGAACAUUGGGCUGCGAUUCCUCAAGGUGAUUGACAUUGUGAGCAACACCUUGCAGCAGGAUCCCUACGCCGCCCAGGACGACGAGACUCUGGGGGUGUUCAUGUGGAUACUGGACCGCUCCAUUCACAACGAGGCGUUCAUGAACCACGCCAACCAGCUGAAGGAGCUCAAGUUCAAGCUGUCGAAGCUGAAGAGCUCGCUGCCGAAGCUGCACCACGUGAAGGCCGCCGGCGGAGGCGUCAACGGAGGCAACAUCAACAAGCCAAGAUGGAACGGCAAGACGCGCAAGUGCGACACGAAGAACGGCAGCAACGACCGGAUCAACAACCGGAAGAACUCCAACGACAUGCUGAACUUCUCGCUCAACUGCCUGCAGCAUCCACAGCUGCCGCACCAUCCGCAGCAGGGCCCGCCGCCUCCACUGCCGCUGCCCCAGUUCGACUACAACGGGUAUAACAGUGGUCCGUCGCACCAGCCGCAGUACAAGAGCUCCUCGUACCCCAGCUUCAUGGGCAAUCCCCAGCAGCAACAGCAACAGCAGCAGCAACCUCAGCCGCCCAAGUCCCAUCACCAUGGCCAGCAGCAGCAGCAGAUGCAACAGAUGCUGCAGCAACACAAUCACUUCCCGGCCCUGCCCCAGCAGACACCGCCGCAGCAGGCCCAGCCGCACCGCCGCUCGCUGAACAAUCUCAUCCUCGUGGCCGGCGGACCUCAGCAGCCACAGCAGCUGAUCUUCAAGCCCGGCCAGGGAGUCCUCACCAACAACGGAUCAAACGACAACCUACUGACCCAGCAGCAGCAGCCGAGGAAACUCAGCGGGGGAGUGGCCAGCUCCGAGCAGCAACCAAAGAAGACCAUGGCGGCCGUGGUGAUGGAAAAUUUGGCCAAAUUCGAUCAACAUUUCACGCUGUUCUAAUUCUAAAACCAUCAACCAUUAAACCAACCAAUCAACCAAGGAGCCACCAGGAGCGACGACGACGGAAAAGGUUUAUCUAGUAAAAAAAAAAUUAGAAAUGAACUCUGCAUCGUGACCAUGAGACUGACUAAGAUUACUUUUCGCAACUAUUAAAAACUAGAAGGAAAGAAAGAAGGAUAGCUUGGAACUUGGAGAGAAGAGUUGUUUGCGCGAAUCAAAAAAAUACUUGCUUGCUGAAUGAAGUAGUAGAAGUCACAUAAUGGAUAUGUUUAUAUACACGUACACAUAAUUUAUUUUAAAUUAGAGGGAACAUGAUUGCUGAACCGAAACUAGACUAAACUUUAAACGGAAAAAGAGUUUCAAUGUUUCACUGUUUGUGCUGGAUCAGAUCGGAGGAGCCACACAUCCACAUAACAUAACAUUAUUGUAUUUUGUAUAAGUAAGGGGAGAAGCCAGAUAAUGGCUACAUCUGGACGAUAUCUGACUCAUAAUCACGAUUACUAGAAUAUCAACUAUUUAAUGCUAUGUUUUCGCUUUAGUCAAUUGUUUAUUAUGUAAAAAAUGGCAAGCCAAUCACUCGAUUAUGUUAUUAUUUGAUUGUUUUAAAACAAAAACUAAAUGAAAAAUUAUAUAUAUAUAUUUAUAUAAACGAAUGAAUGUCGCAUACUAGGCUUAAGUUCAAAGAAACGACGACGGCAAAGCUGGACAGCAAAAAAAAACGAGAAGGCAGCCAAAAAAUUAUUACCAUAAGAACGUAACAAAAUGUCUAGCUUAAUUUAAAUGUAAAAAAUCUAAAAAACAAAACUAAAAUCGAACAAACUGCAUGUGUAAAUCUUGCUUAGAAAUGUUUUGUUUCUUAAUUUCUUGUCAAAAAAAAAAAACAAACAAACAAAAACCUCUGUUAAUAAUUGCAAAAUUGUAAAUUGCUAAUAAUGCUUUUAAUUUAUGAAUAAAACAACCCAUUGUACGGCCAGUUGGGAUAAAGAAAUAUGUUAGUCCUCCAAUCAGGAUAGUCAGUUGAGAACCGAACGUGUAUGAUGUACCUUCUCCUCCUAAAAAACCUAUUUAUUUUCAAUAAAUUAUUUCGAGAAUUAAAAAUA